UAUUGUAAAUACAGCACCACGGAUCUGGUUUUUAAAAUAUUUUUUUCUUCUCCAUUUUUUUGCGUUUCACUGCAGAAGUGCAUGGUAUAACCCAAAUACUACCCCAACGCUUUGAAGUUUGAAUAAUUCAUGGAAUAGAAUUUUCUUGCUUGAAAAAAAAAAAAAAAAAGUUUUAAACAGAGAGGGGGAUAAGAACCAAAAGACAUAUCGAUAAGGGUUGAAGGAAUGGCCACCGCGGCUUCCAACCCCUAUCUGGCCACUAAUAGCAUUCUGUCGUCGGGAUCCAUCGUGCAUUCGGACUCCGGGAGCGGGGGGAUGCAGUCCGGCAGCGCCGCCGUGACCUCGGUGUCCGGAGGCUACAGAGGAGACCCCGCGGUAAAGAUGGUACAGAGCGACUUCAUGCAGGGUGCCAUGGCGGCGAGCAACGGGGGCCAUAUGCUGAGCCAUGCCCACCAGUGGGUGACAUCCCUGCCCCACGCAGCCGCCGCUGCCGCUGCAGCCGCGGUCGCGGCAGCCGAAGCCGGAUCCCCGUGGUCCUCGAGCCCCGUGGGGAUGACGGGCAGCCCGCAGCAGCAGGACGUCAAAAACAACUCGGCUAGAGACGAUCUGCAUUCUGGGACCACGCUGCACCACAGGCCCCCGCACCUGGGUCCGCACCAGUCUCACCCAGGGGCGUGGGGUGGCACCACGGCGGCUCACAUCCCGUCCAUCGGCGGGGGGCAGCAGCAGUCGCUCAUAUACUCGCAGCCCGGGGGCUUCACCGUGAACGGGAUGCUGAGUCCACCGGGCAGCCAGAGCCUGGUGCACCCGGGGCUGGUGCGCGGGGACACGCCGGAUCUCGACCACGGGAAUCACCACCACCACCACCACCACCAGCAUCAGCACCACCAGCAGCAGCAGCAGCAGCACCACGGCGGGGUGAACAGCCACGAGCCGCACUCGGACGAGGACACGCCGACGUCGGACGACCUGGAGCAGUUCGCCAAGCAGUUCAAGCAGAGGCGCAUCAAGCUGGGCUUCACGCAGGCGGACGUGGGCUUGGCCCUGGGGACCCUCUACGGCAACGUCUUCUCGCAGACCACCAUCUGCAGGUUCGAGGCGCUGCAGCUCAGCUUCAAGAACAUGUGCAAGCUGAAGCCUCUGCUGAACAAAUGGCUGGAGGAGGCGGACUCCUCCACCGGGAGCCCCACCAGCAUCGACAAGAUCGCGGCGCAGGGCAGGAAGAGGAAGAAGAGGACCUCCAUCGAGGUGUCCGUGAAGGGCGCUCUGGAGAGCCACUUCCUCAAGUGCCCCAAGCCUUCGGCCCAGGAGAUCUCCUCGCUGGCCGACAGCCUGCAGCUGGAGAAGGAGGUGGUCCGAGUGUGGUUCUGCAAUCGGAGGCAGAAGGAAAAGAGGAUGACCCCCCCGGGAGUGCCCCAGACGCCGGAGGAUGUGUACUCUCAGGGACAUUUUUUAGUAGAUUACUUAAAAGAUGCAAGUGUAAGUGGGCCGAGUGAAGCAGGCGACCCGAGGGUGACAGCCACCAGUUCGUACCACCAGGUAAUUCUGGCACACUGACAACAUCUCCACGAAAACAGAACCCCCCCAAAAAAAAGUAGGGAAAAAUCAGUGUCUCUCUCUCUAUUCUCCCCCCUUUUUUCCCUCUUGUGUUUGAUUUGUACCAGAAGCAAGCAUUUAUGCAUUUAAUUAAAAAAGACUCAAAUUGUUGCAAGCCUUGCAAAGAAAUAAGAACAAAAAAUACUAAACGAAGAAGAGUGGAGCCCACGAAGCUUUGAACGCAAUUCACUUGGAAGACUGCAUGGUUUAAUAUUUUUUUUUUAAUAAAUAUAUGAAAAAAUGGAAUUGCUGUUCUUAGCCAUCCCGUACAAAAAAAAAAAACAAAAAAAAAAAAAAACAGAGACAAACAAGCUUCUCGACACUGUUUGCCCUCUUCUGAUCUCAAAGAUCCGACCUUUUUGAAAAAUUGCGUUUCAUUUUGAGGACCGACCCUCUAAAUGGAUUUUUAAAAAAAAAAAAAAAAUAAAAAAAAGAAUAAAAUGGGGAAAAAUGAAUUGCGGAAAGAGUGACUGUCUGCAGCUGCACUGUGUGAAUCCCCCUGUCCGAAAAUGCCCAGUGUGACAGAGUGGGUGCCGUGGACGUGGAAGUGGACGUGGACGUGACUCUCACCAAGCUGCCAUUUCUAAGCAGUAUUCUUUGGUAGGUUUCAACAAACAGACUCCUUCAAAUAGAUCCAUUAGAUCAGAUGCUGAUCUGAAUUAUUUACUUUAUAUUUUUU
Scleropages formosus (Asian bonytongue) is the source of this 2275-nucleotide messenger RNA. Its product is annotated as POU domain, class 3, transcription factor 3-B-like. The record is from RefSeq and is a predicted model, not a curated record. Lineage: Eukaryota; Metazoa; Chordata; Actinopteri; Osteoglossiformes; Osteoglossidae. The coding region runs from base 226 to 1557 and encodes 443 amino acids. Gene Ontology annotation, molecular function: DNA-binding transcription factor activity, RNA polymerase II-specific; RNA polymerase II cis-regulatory region sequence-specific DNA binding. The transcript has 2 exons. Gene Ontology annotation, biological process: regulation of transcription by RNA polymerase II; brain development. Gene Ontology annotation, cellular component: nucleus.